CGAACAAGUAUCUGAAUUAGGAACCGAUAAAUUUAGUUCGAUUCUAGAUCAAGAAUCGAAGGGCUCCAUUAGUUGGAUCAUUUCCAUCCCUAUCACUAACCAUGCGUGGCGCCAUGUAAAUUUAUGGGUAAUGGAAAGUAGAAAACUUUAGGGGAGAUUCUAAUUCCCUCCUUUCGUUUUGAUUGAUACCUUAAAUACAUACAUAUAAACCAUGUAUUCAUGUAGACACAGACCAAGGGUUCGAAAAUUCACCUAAUUUCUUGGUUUUGUGGUCAUGGGCCGGAAGAAGCUGGAGAUAAAGCGAAUCGAGGAUAAAAGCGCUAGGCAAGUGACGUUCUCCAAACGCCGUAAUGGGCUGCUGAAGAAAGCCAAGGAACUCGCCGUACUCUGCGAUGUAGAAGUCGGAGUGGUUAUCUUCUCCAGCCGCGGAAAGGUGUACCAUUACUGUAGCACCAACAGGUUAUCUGAGAUCCUAAAACCUUACCACAGCCGUGUUGAUGCAGAACCAAGUGCAUCGGCAAAAGUUCGUGAAACAAAGGAGAACUUGCUGCCAGAAGAGAACAGGCUUCUCAGGGAGAAGGUAGGCGGAAACAAGAUGGAUGAGAGCACAAACAGGAUGAUUAUGGAUCUCAGUGUUCUCCCACACACUCCAACGUUGGGUGAACAGCAACAUGUAUUGCUUGAUUUGCUUUGAAUGGAAAUUGACAAUUGCCAAUGCUGAUCGAAACAAAGCAACUUUAUCAGUAAUAUGGUUUCGUCUAGAUUCUUGUAAUGUGUACUGUGUAAACCCUUGCGUGAUUUGAACCUUGAAUGCUAGUCCUGGAAAGACAUAAUGUCUGUGUCUGUCUGUACACACAAGUUUCUCUUAUAUCAAUAAGCUUCACUUGUGUGUUAUGGUAAAAAAAAACUCCAUGGAUUUGGAUGUCAAUUUUAUUAUUUUAUAUAGUUACCCUACUUUGUGCAUGUUUGGCAAAAGCAUAGCUUACGAUUAAACCUGUCAAACAUACUUGUGCUAUCCACCUUUUAUCACAAAUAAGACCAACAAUUUAUAAUCAUUUAUAAGCACUUCAAGCAUCUACUUUGUCCAUAUCCGAAAGAGAUGCAGAUCACUCUCUACAAAAGAAUAAAAAGUAGCGUUCAAGGUCGAACUAUUUGAGUACCCUUUAACUAACACAACUUUGUUUGGUAUCAUAUAUUGUACAAUAAAAACUUGAGUGACAAAAAUGGCAGGUAUUCUGAGGUUAACACUGUUUCCUAAAUGAUCCAUGACGAUAUGAAUCAUUCAUUCCGUACUAGUUCUUAGAGAAUAUAUAGUUGUCAAGUGGAGAAAAUUUAAGAGUCCAGGAAAAUGUGCGGGGAGAAAAUGAUUUUCAAAAAAAAUUAUCCCACAC
This is a messenger RNA of Olea europaea var. sylvestris, 1391 nucleotides long. Its product is annotated as MADS-box transcription factor 7-like. The transcript is spliced from 4 exons. The record is from RefSeq and is a predicted model, not a curated record. Bases 275 to 694 code for a protein of 139 amino acids. NCBI's taxonomy places the organism in Eukaryota, Viridiplantae, Streptophyta, Magnoliopsida, Lamiales, Oleaceae. Gene Ontology annotation, molecular function: DNA-binding transcription factor activity, RNA polymerase II-specific; protein dimerization activity; RNA polymerase II cis-regulatory region sequence-specific DNA binding. Gene Ontology annotation, biological process: positive regulation of transcription by RNA polymerase II.